AUGGCUGCACCGAACGACAACCGUUUCUCGGUCCUAAUCAUCAACCCAAACACUUCAACCCACAUGACGAACGCACUCAAACCCAUCCUAGAGCGCUUGGACUAUGCAGAUAUCUACUUUGAUUACUUCACGGCACCUUCCAGUGAGUCUGUCACACUCCCGGAUGGGCGCAUUAUCAACGGAGUGCCUAGCAUCGACUCGGGAAAGGAUUCUAUCACAUCAGCCUUGCAUUGCAGGCCCUUUGUCGAACCGCUUAUCCCAAGAUACGACGCAUUCCUUGUGGCAUGUUAUUCGGCUCAUCCCUUAGUCGGCAUGCUGAAAGAGGCGAUCACAGAGUUUGAGGAGACGUCCUCCAGAAGAGACUCCGCAGUACCAGAGUACCGAAAGAAAUAUGUGACAGGCAUAUUCGAAGCUAGUGUCUUGACCUCUCUCUCCCUCAUUAGCUCUUUCCAUCUGACAGGAGAUGCAAACCUUCAUAAAUCCCAAGCGAAAGAUACAUUCGGCAUAGUUACCACUGGCAGCAUCUGGAGAGACGAACUGACAAGAGCGCUCACAGAGAUGAUCGUGAAUUCUGGCGACAGCAACGGCUCUACUUCUCGCUUUGCGGGUGUGGAGACCACUGGAUUGACAGCCGGAGAAUUACAUACUACGCCUGCCGAAGAGGUGAGGAGAAGAAUCAGCGAUGCGACAGAGAGCCUCAUCAAAAGCACGUCGUAUCCUUUAAGUGCCAUUUGCAUGGGCUGUGCGGGAAUGUCAGGCAUGGAGGAAGCGGUGCGGGAUGGAUGUAUCAGGGCAUAUGGUGAACGACAAGGCCGACGAGUGAGGAUAGUUGAUGGCGUAGUCGCCGGGGCCGUCGGCAGUCAAUUCUGGCAACAGCUUUGCCUUGAGCACGGGAUUAGCCAGGAUGGGAACUUGGAAGAGUUUGCGACAGAAGGCGGGGAUCGCAAGGAUGUCUUCUUCUACCAGAGCGAUGAUACCAGAUAUAUCCCCCGAGCGAUCCUUCUGGACUUAGAGCCAAGAGUCUUGAACUCAAUACAAAGCGGACCUUACAAGAAUAUCUACAAUCCCGAGAACUUCUUCAUCGGUCAGCAAGGCAUUGGUGCUGGGAACAAUUGGGGUGCCGGCUACGCCGCCGGCGAGGUUGUACAAGAGGAGGUCUUCGACAUGAUUGACAGAGAAGCGGACGGUAGUGAUUCUUUAGAGGGCUUCAUGUUCCUGCAUUCGAUUGCAGGAGGAACCGGCUCGGGACUUGGUAGCUACAUCCUAGAGCGGAUGAAUGACCGAUUUCCGAAGAAGUUGAUUCAGACAUACUCGGUUUUCCCAGAUACCCAGUCCGCGGAUGUCGUGGUCAAUCCGUACAACAGUCUGCUAGCCAUGAGGAGACUGACGCAGAAUGCUGACUCUGUGGUUGUUCUCGACAAUGGUGCACUCUCGAGGAUUGUUGCAGACAGACUUCAUGUGCAAGAGCCUUCGUUCCAGCAGACGAAUCAGCUUGUAUCCACCGUCAUGUCAGCCUCUACUACCACCCUCCGUUACCCCGGCUACAUGCACAAUGAUCUUGUUGGAAUCAUCGCCUCUCUUAUCCCCACACCUCGCAGCCAUUUCCUGAUCACAUCAUAUACACCCUUUACCGGUGACAAUGUCGACCAAGCAAAGACAGUUCGCAAGACCACCGUUCUAGACGUUAUGCGCCGCCUGCUGCAGCCGAAGAACCGCAUGGUCUCAAUCAACCCCAGCAAGUCUAGUUGCUACAUGAGUAUCCUCAACAUCAUCCAGGGUGAAGCAGAUCCCACAGAUGUGCACAAGUCUUUGCUGCGUAUCCGCGAGCGACGCUUGGCAUCCUUCAUCCCUUGGGGUCCGGCUAGUAUCCAAGUCGCCCUGACCAAGAAAUCUCCAUACAUACAAAACACGCACCGCGUUAGCGGCCUGAUGCUGGCGAAUCACACGUCAGUGGCCACUCUCUUCAAACGAAUUGUCCAACAGUACGACCGCCUGCGGAAACGAAACGCAUUUUUGGAACAGUACAAGAAGGAGAGCCCCUUUACGGACGGUCUUGGCGAAUUUGACGAAGCGCGGGCUGUGGUGAUGGACCUUGUAGGUGAAUAUGAGGCAGCAGAAAGAGAAGACUAUCUGGACCCAGAUGCGGGCAAGGAGAAGGAGAUGGGGGUGUGA
Messenger RNA from Aspergillus viridinutans, 2172 nucleotides. Its product is annotated as gamma-tubulin mipA. Gene Ontology annotation, molecular function: GTP binding; structural constituent of cytoskeleton. Bases 1 to 2172 code for a protein of 723 amino acids. NCBI's taxonomy places the organism in Eukaryota, Fungi, Ascomycota, Eurotiomycetes, Eurotiales, Aspergillaceae. The record is from RefSeq and is a predicted model, not a curated record. The transcript has 7 exons. Gene Ontology annotation, biological process: mitotic spindle organization; mitotic sister chromatid segregation; mitotic cell cycle. Gene Ontology annotation, cellular component: gamma-tubulin complex; centrosome; nucleus.